AUGCCCACAGAAGAAGGUCGACUUAUUUACGUAUAUGGCCACCUUCAUUACAACGUCGUCUAUUGGUUGGCUCCCACACUCCUGAGCCAAUCAACGACUUCUUUUAUAGCUGGCCUUUUGCAAGGGUUCUGGUCGACACAUCGUAUGGCGACAUCCAGCACUUUGGCCAUCUCAUCCUCAAACCCUUUCCCCCUCAACAGAGGAUCAAAGAUCUCCUCUUCUCUCCCUUCAUUUUUCAUCUGCCGUGCCCACACGACCAGUUCCCUCGAGGCCUUGGGCCUGAAAAGCUCGACGGGCCUCUUUCCCGUCAACAGCUCGAGCAUAACAACUCCAAAACUGUACAUAUCCCCUCUUAGAGUAGCUACCCACGACUGGUUGUACUCGGGCGGGAUGUACCCGAGCGUGCCCACCAAUUCUGUGGUGACAUGUGUAUGGUACGGUGAAAUCAACCUCGCGAGCCCGAAAUCCGCCACGUGGGCCUCGAAAUUGUGA
Molecule: messenger RNA, 492 nt
Organism: Striga asiatica
Lineage: Eukaryota; Viridiplantae; Streptophyta; Magnoliopsida; Lamiales; Orobanchaceae
Source: the annotation of a GenBank genome assembly